AUGGCUAACCGCACCGUUAAGGAUGCGGUGACAGUGAAGGGAACAAACCCGCAAUAUUUGGUUGAAAAAAUCAUCCGUACGAGGAUAUAUGACUCGAAAUAUUGGAAGGAAGAAUGUUUCGCUUUAACAGCCGAACUCAUUGUGGACAAGGGAAUGGAGUUAAGGUACGUUGGAGGAAUAUAUGCGGGAAAUGUGAAACCAACGCCAUUUCUGUGUCUCAGCUUGAAGCUGCUUCAGAUUCAACCCGAAAAAGAUAUUAUCGUGGAAUUCAUCAGGCAAGAAGACUACAAGUAUAUACGUGCCUUGGGUGCUAUGUAUCUCCGACUGACGUUCAGCUCAAUUGAAGUGUACAAAUAUUUGGAACCACUUUAUAAUGACUACCGGAAGUUGAGAUAUAUGAAUAAAGAAGGAAGAUUUGAGCUCAUCUAUAUGGAUGAAUUUGUGGACAAUUUGUUACGAGAGGAACGUUAUUGCGAUAUACAAUUACCACGACUUCAAGGUCGUCAAGCUCUGGAACAAAUCGGUGAGCUACAGCCGUACGUAAGUGCCCUGGAUGAAGACUUAGAGAAACUCUCAUCGUCAGAUUCCGAGGAAGAUGAACGCGUGACGAGGAAAAAAGAACGUCCAAAGCUUGUCUCACGGCGACGUAGCCAUUCGAGGGAACGCGAAAGGGAGAGGGAAAGAGAUCGGGAACGUGAGAGGGACAGAGAUAGAGAACGGGACAAGGACAGGGAACGAGAGCGUGAACGGGACAGAGAUCGAGUCAGGGAAAGGGAACGAGAACGGGAACGCGAGAAGGAGCGAGAAAGAGAGCGUGAACGGGAGAGGGAUCGCGAUCGGAACAAAGAUCGAGAUCGACGAAAUCGAUCACCGGACACUCGCGAUCGCGACAAGGACCGUGGAGACAGAGAUAAGCGAGAUCGUGAGAGGGAUCGUGAUCGUGAGAAGGGUCGAGAUCGCGAUCGCAGGUGA
Messenger RNA from Anisakis simplex (herring worm), 972 nucleotides. Lineage: Eukaryota; Metazoa; Nematoda; Chromadorea; Rhabditida; Anisakidae. The record is from the annotation of a GenBank genome assembly.